Molecule: messenger RNA, 1105 nt
Organism: Poeciliopsis prolifica (blackstripe livebearer)
Lineage: Eukaryota; Metazoa; Chordata; Actinopteri; Cyprinodontiformes; Poeciliidae
Product: T cell receptor alpha chain MC.7.G5-like
Exons: 6
Coding region: 18-1037 (339 amino acids)
Biological process (GO): response to bacterium
Source: RefSeq, a predicted model, not a curated record
UGCAGAGUUGUGUCAAGAUGCUUCUGUUUUGGGUCACAAUACAUGUUCUUCUUCAUCAAGGAAAUACCUUGACGCCUGUUGUCACUGUUCAACUGGGUCAACCUGUGACUUUGAGAUGUCUUUAUACCGGGUCUGAGAGCAUCAGUUGGCUUCAUUGGUACAAACAAACUACAGGAGAUACUCUAAAAUUAAUUUUAAUGACACGUAUGAAUACAAACCCCAUCUAUGGACCAGGAUAUUCAUCUGCAAGGGUCAGCAGAACGUCUGAUGACAAAAUGGCCAACUUGACAAUUUUGAAGACCACUAUAGAAGAUGAAGGAAUGUACCACUGUGCUUUUAUUAAUUGGCUUGAAACUACUUGGAGUGGGACUUAUUUAUCAUUAAAGGAAAACAGUGAAACCACAUCAAGCUACCGUGUUGUUCAGCAGCCAGCUGUUUUGGAUCUACAUCAUAAAGAAACCUCUGAGACUCUGCGGUGUUCACUUGUCUCUCAGACUGAGACAGAGACUUGUGCAGGAGAUCCCAGUGUGUUUUGGUUUAAAACCGGAUCAGACAAGAACUCUCCUGAUCUCAUCUACAGUGAUGGAAAAAUUCCUAGAAAUUGUAAGAACAUGUCAAACACCCAAAAGAAGUGCAGCUAUAACUUCUCUAAGAACAUCAACUCCUCUGAUGUUGGGACUUAUUAUUGUGCGGUGGCCACAUGCAAGGAGAUAUUUCUCGGACAUGGAACAAGAAUCGAAAGCGCUCAUGCGUCACGUUUUGAGUUUAUGUUGCUGCUGGUGAUCAUAGGAAUCUGCCUGGCCAUUUCCGUGAUUCUGAAUAUUGUUUUCAUCUGUUGUCGAACUCAAAGAACACCAUGCACAAACUUGAGAGAAAUCUCAUCAAAAGCACAACACAAUGACAUGAAUCAACCAGAUGAUAUGACAGAAGAUGGAGACCAUGUGACCUAUGCUGCCAUGCAUUUCUUCACAGAGACGACAAAAAAGAGAGAGCUGGAGACUGAAGAAAGUAUAUAUUCUAAUGUCAUAUAUUCUUAAUCUCUUCUGAGAAGCAAGUACUAAACAUGCUUUUCAUUUAAUGCAGACAUUAAAAUGUCUAUGUUAAA